This is a messenger RNA of Mauremys mutica (yellowpond turtle), 2872 nucleotides long. RefSeq names its product chloride voltage-gated channel 7 (gene CLCN7). The transcript has 25 exons. Gene Ontology annotation, biological process: chloride transport; transmembrane transport. NCBI's taxonomy places the organism in Eukaryota, Metazoa, Chordata, Testudines, Geoemydidae. Bases 13 to 2505 code for a protein of 830 amino acids. Gene Ontology annotation, molecular function: voltage-gated chloride channel activity. Gene Ontology annotation, cellular component: lysosomal membrane; intracellular membrane-bounded organelle. The record is from RefSeq and is a predicted model, not a curated record.
CCACGGGGUCACAUGAGCAGCCCAGAGCCCGAUGCGGAGCCGCCAGCGGCAGCUGCCCCUGCCGAGCGCCCCCGGCUCGGCCGCAUGGCCAACGUCGCCAAGAAGGUGUCCUGGUCCGGCCGGGACCGCGACGAGGAGGACGAGCCCCCGGCCGCCGGGGAGGCCACCCCGCUGCUGAACGGCGCGGGCCCGGGGGCGGCGGGCGGCCCCCCGCACUCCCGGCCGAUUACCCAUUUACCCUUUCUACGCCUCGGGAAGCUGAGCAGUGUGGAUCUCGACGAUGAUGUACGCGAACUGGAAACGGAGGCCACUAACCAGUUUCCCAGUGAGAUUCCUCACAACGAGAAGCUGCUCUCACUCAAGUAUGAGAGCCUGGACUACGACAACUGCGAAAACCAGCUGUUCUUGGAGGAGGAGAGGCGGAUCAACCACACGGCGUUCCGAACGGUGGAGAUCAAGCGCUGGGUCAUCUGUGCCAUGAUUGGGAUUCUCACUGGCCUCGUUGCCUGCUUCAUUGACAUCGUGGUGGAGAAACUGGCUGGGCUGAAGUUCAGAGUCGUGAAAGACAAUAUUGACAAGUUCACCGAGAAGGGGGGGCUGUCCUUCUCCCUGUUACUUUGGGCCAUUCUGAACUCGAGCGUGGUGAUGGUUGGAUCCGUUAUUGUCGCUUUCAUAGAGCCUGUAGCUGCCGGCAGCGGGAUUCCCCAGAUUAAGUGCUACCUCAAUGGCGUGAAGGUUCCUCAUGUCGUCCGCCUCAAGACCUUGGUGAUCAAAGUCUGCGGGGUCAUUCUGUCAGUGGUCGGAGGCCUGGCUGUCGGGAAGGAAGGGCCAAUGAUUCAUUCUGGAGCGGUCAUUGCAGCCGGGAUCUCGCAAGGAAGGUCGACUUCUUUGAAGCGAGACUUUAAGAUCUUUGAGUACUUCCGCAGAGACACGGAGAAAAGGGACUUUGUCUCGGCCGGAGCAGCUGCUGGCGUCUCAGCCGCUUUUGGCGCCCCAGUUGGGGGAGUUCUUUUCAGCUUGGAAGAAGGUGCUUCCUUCUGGAAUCAGUUCCUGACAUGGAGAAUCUUCUUUGCCUCCAUGAUCUCUACAUUCACGCUGAACUCCAUCCUGAGCUUUUACCACGGGAACCCCUGGGACCUCUCCAGCCCAGGUCUCAUCAACUUUGGAAGGUUUGACAGCGAGAAACUGGGCUACACGUUCCAGGAAAUUCCGAUCUUCAUUGUUAUGGGAGUGGUUGGUGGAAUUCUCGGUGCGAUAUUCAAUGCCUUGAAUUACUGGUUAACCAUGUUCCGAAUCAGGUACAUCCACCGCCCGUGCCUGCAGGUGAUCGAGGCCAUGCUGGUGGCGGCUGUGACGGCAGCCGUGGGGUUUGUGAUGAUCUACUGCUCUAGCGAUUGUCAACCCCUCCAAGGGGAUUCCGUGGCCUAUCCCUUGCAGCUGUUCUGUGCGGAUGGAGAAUAUAACUCAAUGGCCACCGCCUUCUUCAACACGCCUGAGAAGAGUGUCGUCAGCCUCUUUCACAACCCCCCAGGUUCUUACAAUCCCAUGACCCUGGGGAUGUUCACCCUGAUGUAUUUCUUUCUGGCCUGUUGGACCUAUGGGCUCACGGUGUCGGCAGGUGUCUUCAUCCCUUCCCUGCUGAUUGGAGCUGCCUGGGGGCGACUCUUUGGCAUAUCGUUGGCCUACCUGACCAGUGGAGCGAUCUGGGCUGACCCCGGGAAGUACGCUCUGAUGGGGGCCGCAGCGCAGCUGGGUGGGAUAGUGAGAAUGACCCUGAGCCUGACCGUCAUCAUGAUGGAAGCGACAGGCAACGUCACCUACGGAUUCCCCAUCAUGUUGGCACUGAUGACAGCUAAGAUCGUGGGUGACUACUUCGUGGAGGGUCUGUAUGACAUGCACAUCCAGCUGCAGAGCGUUCCUUUCCUGCACUGGGAGGCUCCAGUGACGUCUCACUCCCUCACAGCCAGGGAGGUGAUGAGCGCGCCCGUGACCUGCCUCAGGAGGAUUGAGAAGGUGGGGACAGUCGUGGACAUCCUCAGCGACACAUCAUCCAACCACAACGGCUUUCCCGUGGUAGAGAGCAGCCCGGACCCCACGCAGGUGGCGGGACUGCGAGGCCUGAUCCUGCGCUCCCAGCUGAUUGUUCUCCUGAAGCACAAGGUCUUCGUGGAAAGAGCCAACCUGACCCUGGUUCAGAGGCGGCUGAAGCUGAAGGAUUUCCGGGACGCCUACCCCCGCUUCCCCCCCAUCCAGUCCAUUCACGUCUCCCAGGACGAGCGCGAAUGCAUGAUGGACCUGACUGAGUUCAUGAACCCGUCGCCCUACACGGUGCCCCAGGAGGCGUCUCUGCCGAGGGUCUUCAAGCUGUUCCGGGCACUGGGCCUGCGGCACUUGGUGGUGGUGGAUAAUCACAAUGAGGUGGUCGGGCUGGUGACCAGGAAGGAUCUGGCGAGAUACCGACUAGGAAAGGAAGGGCUGGAGGAACUGUCCCUGGCACAGACAUGACGCUCCUGGGGCGGUUGCUUUGCCGUAUUGAGCCCCGUUCCCCUGGAGGCGUCGGCAGGGAGCUGGUCCCCGCAGGCUGCCGCGCCACCCGGUGCAUUCGGCACGAAUGCCCAGCCCCUGAUUGUGCGUCUUGUCCGUCGCCGUGUUCCCAUUUUACUGGCUGCCUGUCCCCUGUGUCGGCUGGGCGUCGCUGCAGCCUCCUCUCCUGUCACCCGCGGGAGCAGGUGCUGGGCAGAUUCCUGGUUUCUCCCCUCUGCACGCUGGGCCCUUGGAGCAGCUUUGAGGCUAGAGAGCACUGGGGUGGGGAAGCCGAUCCCAGCCCCCUGGGGGAGCGUGAGCAUGCUACGAAGCUGGGCAGCAGACAUCC